AUGAAGGAAGGUCUAGACCUUGAUGAUGAAGAUGUUGAUAAGAUCACGGAGCAAAAGGUCUCUGGUCAAGGCUUUCUUGGUUUGACACAAGAUGACCUUAUGAGGAUUGGAAUUGCUCUUGGACCUGCUAAAAAUAUCAUCAAUUUGGUUAAAAAACUCAAUGGCGAAGAGCAAGGUAAUUACAGAUACGGAAUCCCAGCCUAUACGAUUAUUGAAAGAACGUUCGAAGAAUUGAAGGAAUCCCAGUCUGAACUACUUAAACAAAGAUUCAAAGAAUUAAAAGAAUUCAACAAGGAAUCCUGGUCUGAACUACUUAAACAAACAUUCGACGGAUUCAAAGAAUCUGUUGCUAGAUAA
Molecule: messenger RNA, 357 nt
Organism: Paraglomus brasilianum
Lineage: Eukaryota; Fungi; Glomeromycota; Glomeromycetes; Paraglomerales; Paraglomeraceae
Source: the annotation of a GenBank genome assembly